This is a messenger RNA of Serpula lacrymans var. lacrymans S7.9, 1000 nucleotides long. RefSeq lists its product as uncharacterized. Lineage: Eukaryota; Fungi; Basidiomycota; Agaricomycetes; Boletales; Serpulaceae. The record is from RefSeq and is a predicted model, not a curated record. Bases 201 to 728 code for a protein of 175 amino acids. The transcript has 3 exons.
GACGAACGGACCACAGUCGGCGAGAUCCAUGUUCAGCCCUAUUUUCUCCACCGCUGUAACUUGAACAAGCUCAUAUUUACGGUCUUUAUUCAGUUAUCCAUCCAUAUUGUGUCUGGUGUAGUUUCAAAAUUCUAGCGGUUCGGGCAGUCAUCGUGGAAAUGGGACGAGAAAGAGGGGUAUCAUUAACAAAGAAAGCCCAAAUGGCGCGGGAGGAGAGGGAAAGAGUGAUGGACUGUGCUGUCGCUCUGUAUAGAGAAGAGCUAGAAAAACCAACCUCUUCCCGAAAGGGUCUUAGAACUAUUUGCAAGCAAGUCCAGGACGAGUACCUCAAAUCCACCAAAACCCACAUCCACAUUAACCCCACAACUCUUGGCCGGCGCGCUAAAGGCGGGAAGAGUAUGGCUCAAGUGAAUGCCGAGAAAGGUUGGUUGACUGACGAUGAAGCGGAAAUGGUCAUUCAACGGGCUGUGGACCUUGCUAAAGGCGGCUAUCCACUUAGUCAUAGGAGGCUGAAGGAAUUUGUGGAUGAUGUCCUCCGCAUGCGACUUGGAGAUGCGUUUCCACCCCAUGGGGUUGGGAAAAAUUGGACAGAUCGAUUCGUGGAGAAACAUUCAGCACGUCUGGACCACUGUUUCUUCCGAAUCCAGCCCAUCGACACUUCAGCCCACGGCCUUGGACCGAUGGCAUUACCAAGUAUGGACUUUCCUGCAUACAGUGCUAUCUCGUGAAGGGUAUCAACUCUCGUCCAUUCUCGGUCCAGUCCUGCCGAGUUGGUCAUUCGAAUGAUUAAUGUAUUCACGCGCACGACGUGAAAUGACUAAACCCCAUUUUUUCAUGCUGUGUCCUCUCAACGCACCGCCAGUAUAAUUCAUCACUCCCUCCGCAGAAUUAUGCAGCAUGAAAAGUCCAAGGGAUCCGUGAUAUACCCAUUAUGCAAGGUGGUAAUUGUACUAAAUGACGAUUAUAUUACUGUAUGUUACUAGUAUUCAAAAUAUACCUU